CCCCAUAGCAGCUGUUAUGCUAGAAGAUCUGGGAGUGGUUCUUCAUGGUGGCUGCCGGAGUCCUCCUGACCAAGGAGAGCUGGCUGGAGUGUCCUUUCCCCAUGCAUCACCCUCCCUACUGCUUUGCUGAUUGCAAAGAAGCGACAACAGAUGCAUGGUUACGGCUCCAUUGUAGAUCACAUGCUUGGCAUGGAGAAGGCCCUAUUUCUGUUUGCUGCUUUUCAAUCCUUGGCAUUUUCAGUUCAGAGUAGAAGAGCUUGGAAAGAACUUUGGUUGCCUUUCCCUGUCCAGGGAGAGCUGCUGCUAGACCCACUAGGCAAUACAGAGCAAGAUGGUCUGGCUCAGUCUAAGGUAGCUUCAUAUGUUCCUGAGAAGGAGUGGUUGCUUCUCAGUGAUGCUCAGCUGAUGAAGUGCAAAGCUGACCUUUUCACAGAGCUGAAACCAGAAGUGAAAAUACAAUAACACAUUGAGCUACCUUAAUCAGACCAUUGAGCCAUCGUAGUCAGUAUAAUCUACUCAGAAUGAUAUCAUCUUCCCAAGGUCUCAGGCGGGGUCUUUCACAUUAUCUACAGCCUAAUCCUUUUAACUGGAGGUGCUGGGGAUUGAACCAGGGACCUUCUGUAUGACAAGCAAAUGCUCUGCCAUUGAGCCACAGCCCCUCCAUAACUAUGGAUGCAGCCAACCUACACUAUUGGGUCUUUCUGCUGUCUUCCUCAGGUAGAGCUGCAAGAGCGCCUGGCCUGUCUAAGGAAACAGAGAGAAGACGCGAAAGCUGAUGAGAAGAAAAUCAAGGAACUGUUGAAGCGUAUAGAUGCUGAGAAACAGAAGAUCAUCCGAGAGUGGAAGGAGCUACGAGAUUAUAUGGAGGAGCAGGAGCAGCUCCUGCUGGACUGGCUGGCAGAGCUGGACCGGAGCCUUGUGCAGAAGAGGGAAGGAAACAUCGCCAGGCUCUCCAGAGAGAUUUUCCUGCUUGACGAUCUCCUCAGUGGACGGGGAGGGGAGAAGGAACAGCUGUUGCCAAAUGGGUCAAUGCAGGGCUUCAGAAGCACUGAGAACAGUAAGGAGGAGGACACAUCCCUGAAAUCGGAGCUCAGCUUUGAGGAGCUGGAAGAGAGGCUUGAUGGUUUUUCUCAAAAAAAGGACACCCUGCAGGACCUUAUUCUUGAAUUUAAAGAGACUUUACGGCUUCAGCUGGAGGCUGAUGCAGGCUUCAGUAUAACAUCCUUGUCUCAUUCUAGAGGGUCCUCUCUUCAUGAAGAACGGCCAACAAGUGUUUUGGAAGAAGGAGCUUUUCCUGCAGCAGAGAGAACUCAGGCUCCAGUGGUCUUGGAUCAAGCAGCUGAAUGCAUUGGUAUGGAGCCUUGGGCUUCCAAGGUACCUGCAGAACCACAGAUCAGCCUAAGGAACCAAAAGGAAGUUGGAGAGGGCACAGAGCUUGAAGCUGCAAUAGAAGCAUCACCACAAGAAAACCCUCAGCAAGGAGAAAUGCACAUGACUGCACUGGACAAAUGUUGUGGGGCCCUUUCACAGAAUCCUGAAAAGGCGGAAUCAUUCAGUGUUGAGUGCAGGUCAAGAAAUAAUUCUGUGGAAAUUCAGGGCAGUAAAAACCACCAAGAACCCAAAGUAUUGUCUAAUGUGCGUACAGGAAAGAAACACAACAAGUGUCCCACCUGUGGGAAAAGCUUCCGCCGGGUUUCGACCCUUAUUACCCACCAGCGCAUCCAUACCGGAGAAAGGCCUUAUGAAUGCCACCAAUGUGGGAAAAGAUUUAACCAGAGCUCUAACCUUUUUCGGCAUUUGAAAAUCCACACGGGUGAGAAACCCCAUGUUUGCCCUGAGUGUGGGAAACGGUUCAGUUUUGCCUCAGAUGUUGCUAAACACCAGAAAAGUCACAUAGCAGGAAAAUCUCUGAAGUGUUCUGUAUGCAACAGAGGUUUUAGAGACUGCUUAACCCUGGUCAAACACCAGCGGACUCACGGAAGUACGAAACCCUACAAGUGUCCUGACUGCGGCAAAAGCUUCAGAUUCAAUUGCUUCCUCAUGGCACAUCGGAGGAAGCACACAGGGGAGAAACCGCACAAAUGUGCCGAGUGUGGUAAAAACUUCAGUUCUCACUCAGCUCUUUUUACUCAUCGCAGAGUCCAUUCAGAUGAGAAACCCUAUAAAUGUCCUGACUGUGGGAAGAGCUUUGGUCAGAAUUCAACCCUGAAGACGCACUGGAGAAUUCAUACAAAUGAGAAACCCUAUAAAUGCCCAGACUGUGGGAAAGGCUUCACUCAGCGUUCCACUCUAAUUAAACAUCAGAUAAUCCACACAGGUGAGAAACCCUACCUGUGCACUGAAUGUGGCAAGAGCUUCAAUCGGAGCUCAGCCCUUCUAGCUCAUAAAAGAAUCCAUACAGGAGAGAAGCCUUUUGAGUGCCCCGAUUGUGGGAAAAGCUUUACUCAGAAUGGACAUCUUAAUAGACACCGGAGAGUCCACACCAAAGACACAGGAAGCAGGUAAAGAACUCUGCCUAGACUAGAUAUGGAAACCAGUGCUUAUUAAUGGAACCAGAGUCUAAGAUGCCUGGCCAAAUGGCUAAUCUACUGGCUGUUCAUGCAUUCAUGGGGCCAUUUUGAACAAAUAAAAUGCUCUCGUUGGAGCUGGGGACUGUUCUGUCUUGGAUGUAAGGAAAUUGUGCAUGGGCGACUGCAAUGGGAGACAGAAAAGAAAGCCCCCCCUCCCCAGUCCAACCAUUCUGUGAUAGGAACGCUCACCUAGCUGUCUGGGUCUCUGGUAAUUUUCAUGGGAACAUGUUUCAUCUAAUUUUCCCUCCUGGUUUUUGUCAAUGUGUCUGCUGUUUGUUCGGUUUUGCCACAUGCUUCCAGUCUCGUAUGUUCCACGCGUGCCUUUGUCAUGUCUUUGUACGACAGUUUGUGGACUUACAUCUAAGGCAGUAGUCCAGGUGCAAUUCACUGACAUAUGUGAACUUUCUGACUCAGGGACAACUGACACUGAAGCGGAGUCUGUUCAGGGUCCUUUGUUCACAUGUAUUAAAUCUCACGCGGGAGAAAAUCUCUAAGUGAUGUUUAGAGUCAGUCUUUGUCCUUUAUAUCCCUGAAAAUUCUGCUACGUGAGUCAUGUGUUCCCCUUCCUUGUUCUCCUUGUUUGUAUAGAAUAUAGCAGUUUGUCUAAAAGAACUGGAGCACAAUAUGACAUCUGCUGGCAGAAGAAAAGCAUUAGAACACAUCAUUAAAACACUCGAAGGCAGUGAUGGGGAGAUUGCCAUACACUGAUUUCUGCCAGUGUAGCAGCUUUUUCUACUUCAGGCAAUAAGACAAAUGUCGAACCAACUCCAAAACACUGAUAGGGAGACCAGCUCCUGAGGAGCCACAUUUUAUAAAUCCUACCUUAGCCUUGUAGCCUAUCUUUACUUUUUUACCAUAUUCCUUGAUCAUGCCAAGACAAGGCUAGCAUCAGGAAUUUUUUCUCAUGUGUUCAGACAGGGCAAGGGGGAAAGUUUAUGAGGCAAGCCACUUACUUCACUGCUUUACACCUGGUCUGAUAACUCCCUGAAUUCAUUUUGCACUAUCAUGGAGAAGCAGCCAAACAUUCAAGGCUUUGUCAUACUGGAAAACUCAUAAAUGUCUGACUUGAUGGAGCUCCCAGUGCAGGACUGGAAGUUCUGUGUUUCCUUUACAGCGCAAUAAAGACUUGUGCCGUU
Messenger RNA from Eublepharis macularius, 3706 nucleotides. Its product is annotated as zinc finger protein 436-like. NCBI's taxonomy places the organism in Eukaryota, Metazoa, Chordata, Lepidosauria, Squamata, Eublepharidae. The transcript has 8 exons. Bases 673 to 2505 code for a protein of 610 amino acids. Gene Ontology annotation, biological process: regulation of transcription by RNA polymerase II. The record is from RefSeq and is a predicted model, not a curated record. Gene Ontology annotation, molecular function: DNA-binding transcription factor activity; RNA polymerase II cis-regulatory region sequence-specific DNA binding.